UCAUCUGAUAACUGUCAGUCACAGACUGAAAAUGAAAAUGAUAGCGAUUCAAAAUUCGUAAAAUUGGGGAUUUUUCGUACUUUUAAACAAUGUUCGGAUACAAUAAUGCAGCAAUUAACACCAAAACAAACUCUAAUAUACCCUAAACAUCAAAGUACAAAAGCUACUUUCGUUCCCAUUUGUUUAAGUGCUAAAUUUGGGGUGAUGUAGUUUCUAAGAAAAUAAAUGUAUAUCUUUCGUUUAAACCUUAAGAGGAUAUCAGUAUGGAUACUGAUAAUGUGUCAGAUGUUCCUAAUUUUAAUUUACUUUUACGCUCAAUUACGACCUAACAAACGAACCCCCCAAUAUGGGAUAAAAUUUCUGAAAAGCGAAGACGAUUUCGGAGACCUUCAAACAACAUAUCACACAUUGAAAAGCAAUAUCAUACUGAAAACUGUGAGCACCAGACAAAGUUAUAUCGAUUUUAAUUCUAGUUUAUGUUUCAAAAAUGGAACUGAUUUGGCUUCUAUGAAAAUUAAUCAAGGCAUAAAUUGGAAAUGUAACUGUCUUCCUGGGUGGCAUGGAAAUGAUUGCGGAUUGCCAGAGGUUUUGUGGAGAGCUGUUUUAGCCAACAAGAAGCCUAUUAAAAUCAAAGGGCCCAGGACCUUUGAGAGAAGAGUGAUUUAUUUAUUCAAAGUUGAUAAAUUUUCGGAAUAUUUGGCGGAUAUUAGAAUCAAUGAUUUAGGUACAGUAGUUGACCUUUUCAUUUUAUAUGAAGACGAUACCACUGACUAUCUGCAAGGAAAAUUGGAUGCCAAUUUUUGUAAAGAAUAUCAGCAUAAAAUCCUUUAUGUCAAAAAUGAUGGAGUUAACUUGUGGAAAAAGAUCAAACAAUAUUUAAAAAACCUAAGAAAUGAUGACAUAAUACUUUCGAGUGAAACAAAUGAACUGCCAAACCGUGAUGCUUUAAUUUUCCUAAAAUUCUAUGACCAUUGGCCUCAACCCAUAAAAUUCAGGUACAGAUGGUCAGUUUUUGGUUUCUUUUGGAUGCAUCCCGGUAGAACCAUAACUGGUGGGGGAGCCUGCACUGUCUCCUUUCUCAAAGAAUCUUUUAGUAAUAAUAUUACACUUCUGACUGACAACAAAACCCUCUCUAGUCCUGUAUAUAAAGGCCUUACUUUAGGUGACCUAAAUCAUUAUGGAGGAUGGUACUGUGACUACUGCAAUGAUCCUGCCAAUAUUGUAGAGUUCUUAGCUAGUAAGCCAACCAAUGUGAUAAACUGGGAUAAGAUUGAGCACCAAAAAAUAGAUAAUAGUUAUAUAGAGGAUCUGAUUGAAAAUGGAGUGUACAUAGAUGGUAAAACAGAACUUAAAAAGGCACAUAAAUAUCAGGAUACAUACUUUGCACCGAAAUUUGUAAUGGAACAUGAUUGGAAAUAUGAUUUUUUACUUAUUAAUUUUUACUCAAAGGCGGACUACUAUGACAUUUAGAUUUUUCUUCCAUUUUUUUUUUUAAGCAAUAAAGGCAACUUAAAAUUUAUAACAUGUACUCUUGACAGCUAUUGUAAGCCUUUAUUUUACUUGUUUUAAGAUUUUAAAGAAUUUUUUCAUGUUUUAGUAUUUAUAUUUAGGUAUGUUUAAAGUGUUUGUGAGCCAUUCUACUUCUAGGUAGAAUAUUUGACCAAUUUUUUUGUUUCUUCUAAAAUUCGAAAUUUUACAAAUCAUACUUAUAUAAAUAACAUAAUUUAAAUUAGAGCUUUAGGUUACUGUUGUUUUUCAGGCCUUGCAAAAAUUAAAUAUAUAGUAUUAAAAAAUGAAUAAUUUUACCAAUGUUUAAUCAUUCUAUGUCAAAAUAUUGAAAAGUGGAAUGGCCUUUAUAGCUUUCAGUGUUGCCUGUUAAGCCUUUAUCAAGUUUUGAGUGAUUAUAUUUUUGUGACAUAUACACGUUAAUGAUUUUAUGUGUCUAGUAAUUGUUAAUCUAGCCAAAUAUUUACUAAUUAUUGUUAUAAUCAUUUAUUUUUAAUGCGACUCCAAUGUCUAAAGAAAUAAAUUACACAAAACAUUUUGCUUUUUUUUAACUAAACACUUACCAAUUAUGCUUUAAUAAAGCUAGCGUUGUAGCAGUAUAGGGAAGCAUAAAGUAAAGACUAAACUGAUGAGCUUUUGGUAGAUUACCAGACAAUUCCACGACAUUGAAAAUAAUAAUUGACAUCGCUAUAACAACACUUUGGCCAGUCUCUAAACCAUUAACGCCUGCUAAAAUAUUUAUAGCAUUUGUGCAAAAUACAGCCAGCAUGCCCAUGUAAACAUAGUACAAUAGUCCAAUAUCUAUGGAAUAUCCAAUUAAUUCCCUUAAAGGUUUUGGUGUUACAAUUGUGGUAGAAUUAAAAUUGACAUAGUAUACCAUCAACAAUGGUAAUGAUGCAAUAGUAGGCAGUAGAAGUUUAUGUCUCCAUCUUAAGUCCAAAACAUCGUCUGCAAAACCGAGUAAUAGCAUGCAGCAUAUUGAUAAUAAGGCUGCCAGUAAUUCCA
This is a messenger RNA of Psylliodes chrysocephalus, 2511 nucleotides long. Lineage: Eukaryota; Metazoa; Arthropoda; Insecta; Coleoptera; Chrysomelidae. The record is from the annotation of a GenBank genome assembly.